Magallana angulata is the source of this 1133-nucleotide messenger RNA. RefSeq names its product GTP-binding protein SAR1-like. The transcript has 6 exons. Lineage: Eukaryota; Metazoa; Mollusca; Bivalvia; Ostreida; Ostreidae. Bases 154 to 717 code for a protein of 187 amino acids. Gene Ontology annotation, cellular component: COPII vesicle coat; endoplasmic reticulum exit site. Gene Ontology annotation, biological process: membrane organization; endoplasmic reticulum to Golgi vesicle-mediated transport; vesicle organization. The record is from RefSeq and is a predicted model, not a curated record. Gene Ontology annotation, molecular function: GTP binding; GTPase activity.
GCGAAGAAAACACGUGGAUUUGGACACCGUGUGCCCGACAAAAAUAAAAUCCGUUUACGAGGUCGUUAUUUGCGUGGCAUUUUAAACUCCGACUAUAAAUACAGCUAGAAAAUAUAUUUUGUUUAUUGAUCAUUCUACUAACUAAAAAUCAUAAUGUUUCUCAACUGGAUAUGGGAUAUUCUCUUUUAUUUUGGAUUUUACAAGCGGGCCAAACUAAUGAUAGUAGGGUUGGACAACGCUGGAAAAUCAACUAUGCUGUCUCUUCUUAAACAUGGGAAACUGGUUCAACACUCACCGACCGCCCGACCGGUUUCAGAGGAGAUGACACUUGGCGGGAUCACGUUUACAGCGUAUGAUUUAGGGGGUCAUGAAAUGGCCAGAAGGCUUUGGAAGGACUACAUGCCUGCCAUGAACGCAGUAGUGUUUAUUGUUGAUGCGUCCGACAAAAUCAGAAUAUCGGAAGCGAAAACACAACUAAAGGGUAUAUUAGAGAGUGAAUUGCCAAUAGACGUUCCCGUAGUUAUAUUGGGGAAUAAAACGGAUAAACCAGGAUGUCAUGGCAGGGUAGAGUUAUUAGAAAAUCUCGAAAUACAAGAAGAUGUUCAGAAAUACGGUGAAAACAAUCAGCAGGGUCGACAAUGCCAGCUAUUUAUGACCAGCAUGCUCUACCGUCAGGGUUAUGGAGACGCCUUCCGGUGGCUCGCUGCUCAGCUAUAGGAUGAACAAUUUUAAAACUGCUACUAACUGGAUAAAAGACUUCUUUGUGCGAGUGAUUAGUAGCAAGAUUGAUAUGAAAUGUUAAUAGAGUUUUUCAUUGAGAUAAUAAUAAAACGAUUAACACUAAACCAUUUAUUUCAUCGAUCAUAAAAAAAAUAAUGCAGAAAUAAAAAAAUAAUGCAGAAAUAAAUGCAUUUAAUUAUCAGUUAAGCCUGGCGGUACAUAAAUUUGUUAAAUGAAAUAUUCUUUAUUUCGUCAUAGUUGUUUAUAUACAUUAUAUGCGUGUACUACUUUAUGUCGACUUUGCGACAAAAUAUGAAUGAUAACGUUAGCCUCGUGUGGUUAAUGUUGCCUAUUUCAAUAUAUAUGUACUGUUGAUUUGAAUAAUAAAACCUUACUGCAACCAAGGCGGUAAA